UCACACACACACACACACUCUCGCACCGAAUAAAAACAGCGGAGCAAAACGUGAGCAGAAACCGCAGAGAUAUUGAUCAAAAGCUGCGUUUUUUUUCUCCUUUUUCUGGCAGCAAGUAAAUUCCACCCCCACUCCUCCAUGUUCUUCUACUAGUGGCAGAGCAGAGCGGCCGCAACCGCUCACCUCACCACUCCUUCCUCCUCCAAUUUCGCAUUCAAGGCGCCUCCUGGUUAGCGUAGAGGUGCACACGCCAAGAACCGGAAGCAGAGGCAGAAGCAGAGGCAGCGAGCGCUCAGCAAUGCAGGGCUCCAAGACCAAAUCUGGCGGCCAGGCCGAGGCGAAGAGCAACGGCAAGUCGGAGGCGAAGGGCACGCCGCCGACGCCCAAGAGCGCCAAGACGCCGAGGAAGCCGGCCGUGCCCAAGGCGCCGCCGCGCCCCGCCGCGGACAAGUCCCCCGGGUCGGCCGACCGCAAGACGCCCAAGAGCGCCUCCCGGAUCACCACCCCUCCAGAGAAGCAAGGGAAGGAUGCGAAGCCGGCGCAGGAGCCCGCUGCCGCGAAGCCGUCGUCACAGGAGGCGGCGGCGGCAGUGAAGCCGUCGACCCAGGAGCAGCAGGCGCAGCUCGCCGCCGUUCAGGAGGAGCUCGUGAAGGCUAAGGAGCAGUUGGUGGAGAAGGAGAAGGAGAGAGGGAAAGUCCUCGAUGAACUGGAGUGUGCCAAGAGGGCGGCUGAUGAGGCCAAUGCGAAGCUCCAGGAGGCACUCGCUGCGCGGAGCAAGGCGGCGGAGGACUCGGCGACCGACAACUCCGGCGCCGGCGCCGUCGAGUCGGAGCCGGCAAGCGUUGGGUCGCCGCAGAGCAUGGAGGAUGAGCUGCGGACGAAGCUGGCGAGCAUGCAGAGCCAGCAGGAGGCCGACAUGGCUGUGCUGCAUUCGACGGUGGAGCAGCUCGAGAAGGCGAGGUAUGAGCUAGCAGAUGCAAUCGAUGCCAAGAACGCGGCGCUUAACCAGGUAGAUGAUGCCAUGAAGACUUCAGAGGGGAAUGCUGAGAAGAUCAAGCUUCUCAAUGCAGAGGUGACACAUCUGAAAGGGCUGCUUGAUUCCGAGAUAGGGGGCACAUCGAAAGGCGCUGUGGAGCGCAUCAGGAAGCUCGAGGAAGAGAACUCUGGAUUGAGGCUUGAACUUGAGAAAGCAAAUGUUGCUGAGCAGAGGGCAGUUGAAUUGGAAGGUGUGGUUGAACAGCUUAAAGUUGAAGUUGCUGAUGUUAAGAAGGCACGCGCAAGGUCAGAAGAGUUACUUGGCAAAUGGAAGACGAAAGCACUUGAAUUGGAGGUCAGGUUGGAGGAAGCUGAUCAGUCUAACAUUCUCAAGGGCGAGUCUUUGGAAUCAGCGAUGAAAGAAUUGGAUGCAAAAAUCACUCUGCUCCUAGAAAAAGAAUCCGAAAUCGACGCGCUUCAGGACAAUAUCAGGUCAUUGGAGGAUGUGGUAGCCAAGCAGAAGGGAAAUAUUGAUUCUGCUGAGAAGGAAGCUGUUGAAUUAAGGUCAGAGAUAGAAGACCUUAGGUUAAAGCUCCAAGCAGCAGAAGACGACCUUAACAAUGACAGGAUUACAAGUUCAGAAGUGGAGACUCUGACUGAACAGAAGAACAAUCUCACCAAGGAACUAGAAAACUGCAAAGCUGAAGUUGAGAAGGUUAAGAAGGCCAUGGAGGGUCAAGCCUCUGCUUUGCACGAAAUGUCAGCUCAACUGAGAGAGGCACAGGAGAAAUACCUCGAUAAACAAGAAGAGAUUGAUCGUGCUCGUGCACAGGUAGAGGAGCUCAAUGUGAGUCUGCAGAAUGCAAAGGAGAGCUACGAGGUAAUGCUUGACGAAGCAAACUAUGAAAAAGUUUGCCUCAAGAAGUCAGUUGAAAGAAUGCAAGCAGAAGCCAAGAGUGCGUCUGAGGAAUGGCAGUCCAAAGAGCUAAGUUUCGUAAACUCAAUAAAAAAAUCAGAAGAAGAAAUUAACAAUGCCAGAGCUCAGAUGGAUAAGACCUUGGAUGCUGUAAAAGACAAAGAAAGUGAAAAUGCUGAGCUGCUGGAGAAGAUGAAGCAUCUUGAAGCCCAGAUAAUGGAAGCUAAUAAAACAAGUGAGGAAGCCAAGGCUGAGACCCUCCAAUGGAAGGAAAAGCUACUAGACAAAGAAAAUGAGUUGCAGAACAUAAAACAAGAGAAUGACGAUUUACAAGCGAAGGAACUUGUUGCUUCGGACAAGAUAAAGGAACUCUCUUCCCAGCUUGCAAAUUCAAAAGAUGGAGCUAUGAACGGUAGUAACAAGGAACAAGGUAAUGUCAAGGGGGACAGCGAGGACGAUGAACCGGUAAUGGUAGUUGCCAAGAUGUGGGAGAACAGCAAGAUUACUGAUGAUGCUUCAUCCAAGGAGAAGGGAAACGAUGGGGAAUCAGAAGUGGAUUUGGAAUCCAACACGGGAGAUUCCAUUGUUGAAGGCAAUGGUUUGCACUCCAGGACAGCGAGCAAUGGCAAUGUAUCACCCACCAAACAGCAGCAGCAGCAUAAGAAGAAGCCCUUGCUGAAGAAAUUCGGUGGUUUGCUGAAGAAGAAAACCCAACCUUAGCAUAAAAUCUGAUGACAUUUCUUUGUUUUGUGCUAUGUGGCAUCUCCUUCUUUGACUGGUCAUCUAGCUUCUGGGUCUUGCCUCAUCAUGGUAAAGAAAAUGUUGGGUGUUUAAGAGAAUACAAAUGGUCGAUUGUAUUUACAGCCGUUUGUUUAUUCCUUGUGCAUGUUUGAUCGCCAUUCAUAUUCUAGUUAUUGUAUUUAUUUUUAUUAAUGUAUAAUAUGCCUUGAUAAUGUUGCUGUAAAAGGAGCAGAAAUUUUCAAUUUGAUUGGUACAGAUUCAUUUGAGAACCCCUAUGAACACAAUUGCAUUAUUCAUCUCAA
Molecule: messenger RNA, 2934 nt
Organism: Oryza brachyantha (malo sina)
Lineage: Eukaryota; Viridiplantae; Streptophyta; Magnoliopsida; Poales; Poaceae
Product: WEB family protein At5g16730, chloroplastic
Exons: 3
Coding region: 299-2611 (770 amino acids)
Biological process (GO): reciprocal meiotic recombination
Source: RefSeq, a predicted model, not a curated record